Molecule: messenger RNA, 2889 nt
Organism: Branchiostoma belcheri (Belcher's lancelet)
Lineage: Eukaryota; Metazoa; Chordata; Leptocardii; Amphioxiformes; Branchiostomatidae
Product: tripartite motif-containing protein 3-like
Exons: 5
Coding region: 176-2248 (690 amino acids)
Biological process (GO): negative regulation of translation; protein polyubiquitination; proteasome-mediated ubiquitin-dependent protein catabolic process
Molecular function (GO): translation repressor activity; protein binding; ubiquitin protein ligase activity
Source: RefSeq, a predicted model, not a curated record
CUCAGUGGGGUUGUCUGUAUAGGCUAUAAGGACGCAUUACGUAGGGCGGCCCGGUGAGGAGACAGAAUCAUAAAAUGGUCGGACUUCAUCACAGAGCAAACAAAGUUUGUCCGGCGUGACCCCUUACCUGCCGGAACAAUCACAUGACGACACCUGAGAACACUAGUUGAUCAUCAUGGCGGCUAACGGGACCACCUCCCCCCAGUCUCUCCACGUCUGGGACACCAAGGACAACUUUCUGGUCUGUAAACUGUGCUCGGAGGUCUACACCAACCCGAAGCUGUUGCCGUGCCUUCAUACUUUCUGUGAAGACUGUUUGGAAAGAUUUGCCUCCGUGGACGUGGAUAUAGUGGAGUGUCCCGUGUGCCGGGUGAACCACACGAUUCCGGACUUGGGUGUAGCUGGGUUUGAAGAUAACGGAUUUGUGGCGAGUUUGUGCGAGGCUCUGUCUGCUAAGGACGAGGACACCAGGGGCAGGGAGGUGCCGUGCUCGGUGUGCGGGGACGACGAGGACGGGGAAGUGCUGUCGGUGUCCCACUGCAUCGAGUGCGGAGACAACCUGUGCCCGGACUGCGCCUUCGCCCACCCCCGAACAAAGUUCACCCGAGGUCACCAUGUCGUGUCGCUCUUUGAGCUAUUGUUCGUCAAAAACAAGGGUAAGCUUGACGAGCGGAGGAAAGACAUCGAUCAAGACUUCGACAAGGAAGCCCCGAAAUACCGAGCCGCGAGUGAGCGUAGUCUAAGCAAGGUCAAAGGGUUCCUGGACACGGCUAGCAAGAAGAUUCCGUCCUACGAGACUUCCAUCAGGAAAUUGAGAGAAUCAGAGACGCACAAGGCGCGACAGAAGACCGAGGUUUCCGAGCAGAUCGCCGAAACCACCAGAAAAUAUAUCUCCGCCGUGGAAGAACAAAAGAGAUUCCUUCUGUCCGAACUGGAAACUGUUUACGAGCGGGAAAAGUUGGACAUCGAAGCUGAGAAAGACUCGCUGAGCGUGGACUUAGUCCGGCUCCGCAGCACCUGUGACUUCACGGAGAAACUUCUGCGGUACGGCAGCGACCUGGAGGUGAUUCAGUACCAGGACAGGCUGAUUGAAAACCUACAGGAGGUGGGGAAACUCGAGCCGAGGGACGACAUCAUCGAGGGUCUGGUGGGGUCGGAGCUGCUGUUCGUGACGGAGGACGCGGACGUGCAGUACGUCCUGCAGAAGAUGGGUCAGCUGGAGACGCGCCUGAAGGACGACACGACGUCCGUGUCCGAGGCAGACGCGAACAGCGCGGACGAGCUGGACGACGUGGACCGGCCCAUCCUGAGGAAGGACGACGUCGACGUCAUGCGGCUGGACAGUCUGACCAAGAGCACGGACGACGAGACGGACCAGCCGGAGCGCAGAGACUCCAUGGCGCACGCCAAGACCACCAAGAGACUCGUGCUGGACUUCGGUAAUGACGGGGAGGGGGAGGGGCAGUUCCUGGCUCCCGAGGGGGUCCUGUUCACGGACACUGGGGACAUCCUUGUUCUGGACUCCAUACAGAAAUCCAUGCAGGUGUUCGGACAGGAGGGAGAGUUCAAGUCCAGAGUCAAGCUGCCCGUGUUCCCACGUAAUGUCGUCUGGACGAAGGAGGGCUACCUGGCGCUGACCGGGAACAUGCACGGGCGCGGGUGUGUGGUGAUCAUGGACCCGGAGGGGCGGGAGCUGCGGCGGUUCGACGCGGACGGGAAGCUGGAGUUCGUGCACGGGAUCGCCGUGGACUCGCACAGCCGCUUCAUCCUCACCGAUGUUAGAAAGCACAAGGUGACCAUCCAUUCGCCAGAGGGAGACCUUGUGCACCAGUUCGGUAAAUACGGGAACGACGCCUACUCCUUCAACAAGCCACAUUACGUCACCGUCAACAGCAGAGACGAGCUUAUCGUCUGCGACAGAGGGAACCACUACGUCAAAGUGUACGACUACCAGGGCAAGUUCCUCCGCAAGUUCGGCGGCUGCGGAAACGACGCCAACAACUUCAUCUACCCGUACGGCGCCUGCGUCCUGACGUCCGGGGACAGCGCGGACGACAUCGUGGUGUGCGACAGCGGACACAACAUGCUGAAGAUCUUCCACUCGGACGGGAACUUCCAUCGGUACGUCCUGACGCAGGACGACGGACUCAUGUCACCCAAGACCCUGGCACUGCGGGAGGAACACAACCAACUUGUGCUGACCGAGAGAGACAGAUGUUACGUCAAAGUGUACAAGCUAGAGGACUGAUCAUGGACAAACUGUUGAACUUUGAAAGCCCCAAAGGCUUUGGGUUUGUUGUCAUGUGUCAUGAUUCAUGCAAAAAUUAGUGUUGUAAUAAGAGAACAAAAGAAAUGACACUAUAGGGUUAUGUUUGCCAAUCUCAUAAAAGGUUGACCCGCCAAAUAAUCUCUUUACCACUUGUGAAAUAUGUAAAAAUCACUGCAGUAAAGGCAUAAAAACCUGUCACUCUGGCUUGAGUCAGGGCGCACACUAAGAAUUCUUCCAUUGUUACAGACAAUAUUGAUAUCGACUACUGUUCGAUACAGAAUUAUUGCAAAUGCACAUGUUCAGUGUAGACUUUGAAGUAGAGAAAUGUUCUGUAUAUCCCGGUUUGAUUAACAUUAUUAUCAUAUGCAGUGGUUUGAUAUAACGAAACAUGAUCUGCGCACACAUAUUUUAUACGUUCAAUUGAUAAUGAUUUUCAUUCAGAAAUAUCAAUCUUAGUUUUGAUAAAAACAAAUGAAUAUGUGUUGCAAUAAAUAUAUUAAGUACAUUUUCCGGAAAUGAUGGUCAGAAUCCCUAAUACAUUCUCCAUGUGAUAGUUUCUUCCAUGCCAAUAAAACUUAAAGCUCUGGUUGUGGCGUAUCCUGGUUAUGAACGUCAUCUUG